Ipomoea triloba (trilobed morning glory) is the source of this 1423-nucleotide messenger RNA. Its product is annotated as probable ribosome-binding factor A, chloroplastic. NCBI's taxonomy places the organism in Eukaryota, Viridiplantae, Streptophyta, Magnoliopsida, Solanales, Convolvulaceae. Gene Ontology annotation, molecular function: ribosomal small subunit binding. Gene Ontology annotation, biological process: rRNA processing; ribosome biogenesis. The coding region runs from base 105 to 938 and encodes 277 amino acids. The record is from RefSeq and is a predicted model, not a curated record. The transcript has 4 exons.
GGCCCUCCGACAUCGGCAUCGGAUAUCCUAAAUUUCUCGUUCCUCUCCAUAUACCUCACCGGCGAGAAGAUAAUCGGAGACAACAAACAGUAAACGACGUCGUAAUGCCGCAUAUUCUCAUCCAAAACCCACACUUACGUCCUUUCCCUAACCUAAACCUACGCUCAUCUUCAAUCACAAUCUCAAACACACCUCCGGGGGGGCUGUCGAUUUCCCCGCCCUUUCUUCUCCGCCUGCGCCGGAUAUUCACCUCCAGCGGCGGCGGACAUGGCAGCAGGGGUAGUUUAGUCAAAUGCAUGGCGAAUCCUCGGAGAGUGAAAAUGGUGGCUAAGCAGAUAAGGAGAGAGCUUUCCGACAUGCUGCUCACGGAUAAGGUUUUACAGUACGCUGUGCUGCCCGAAGCCGCUCUCGGAGCUGAUCAGUACCUCUCCUCGCUUACUACUAUCAGCGACGUUGAAGUUUCUGCUGAUUUGCAGGUUGUUAAAGUCUAUGUUUCUGUUUUUGGGGACAAAAGAGGAAAAGAAGUGGCCAUUGCAGGAUUAAAGUCGAAAGCGAAAUAUGUACGCAGUGAGCUGGGCAAGCGCAUGAAGUUGAGACUUACUCCAGAGAUACGAUUUAUUGAAGAUCUGUCUAUUGAGAGAGGAAGCAGGGUUAUUGCUAUACUGGAUAGAAUAAAGCGCGAGAACGAGAAAAAGGAAGCUGAUCUUAAAGCUAAUGCCAAGAAUGACUCAUCUGAACACAGCGAGGAUGAUGAGGAUUGGGAAGUGCAUUUUUCCGGAAGCAGCAUCGCCAUGUUUCGAUCAACGCCAGAUAUGGGCGGGCCGUUGAUGAGUACGCACAAGCAAGGCUGGCCGAGAGCCUUGAGGGCAGCGCAGCAGGCUUCGCUUGGUGGGAUUGGACUAAAAGGAGCGACCGCUGCCCUGCAAGGUAUGAGUUGAACAAGAGCCGAGAAGAAAGUGGCCCCACAUGAGUGGCCCUUGCUUUCCGCCACUAAACUAGCCACGACCACCAACACCACCACCACUACCACUGAAAGCUUCAUUCUUCGUGACCCUUGGUACUGCUACAGUGUGUUUUGAGUCUAUGAUGGUUAGCUGUUAAUAUGGGGUGAAAUAUCACAGUUGAUGUCUAUAUAGCAGCAGAUUGCGCCGAGUGGGGGAUGUUCUGUGCUUAUGUCCUAACUCAUCCUCAUACUCGCCAUAUGACUUGCGUGCCUGUGAAACAGUUGCUGAACUCCAACUUCAUGACUUUGCUUGCCAUUAACUUUAAUAUGUACAACGACACUACUCACUACAUCAACUAAGUCUUGAAUGUGUCUUUACAGGUUGACAUUAGGGAAUAAUGUAAACAUAACGAACUUGAGUGAUUUGUUUCAGCUUAAUAGAAUUUGAAAUCCACCAAGGAAAAUUCGGGUUGGUAGAAA